UCAUGUAACAGAGAGAAAGACAGAGAGAGUUUCGUAACUUGGGGAAGUCUUGUGGUGCUUUUAGUCCUCGAACCAUCGUCUUUAUCGAACCAGACGUGACGCCGCUGAGAGUUUUAAUCGCCGCUGCGUCACCUUUUCACGGAAUUUCCUAACUGACAUUUAUUUAUUUAUUGUUUUAACUCUUCACCCUCGGACCAGCUUUUGCCGUUCAGGAACGAGCCUGGCCUGUGCAGCCAUGCUGAUGUAUGAUUACCCUCUGAAGACAGACAUGGAGACGUCACUCUACCAGUCAUUGGUGAAAACCCCGGAGACCUACGGAGUGAUCUUUUCUCACCUGGCAGGCACCGCCCACCUUUAUCACCCCAACCACAUGCACAAUUUCGGCCAGUCUCCCUCCCCCAGCAAUCCCCCACACACUCAGCUGGAGCCUGUGGACCUGUCAGUCAGCAAGCGCUCUUCCUCCACCUCUUCUUCCCGCUCCCCUCCCUGCUCCUCCUCCUCUUCCUCUUCCCCAGCGUCCUGCCGUAGCUCCCCGCCCUCACCAUACAGUCUGGGCAGCCACGCCUCCCCUCACUGUUCCCCUCCGCAACUGCAGCUCCACUCCUCACCCUCCCAUGCGCUCCCACCACCCACUCCCUCUCUCCCUUACCCGACUGUCCUGGCCCCUUUGAUUGGCUCAAGCACCAGUGUCAUCCAGGGGUCAGGGGUCAUGCUGUCACCAGUCAUGCUGCAGCCUCUGCCCGUGCUCUACCCGUCCUCUCUCCAUCUGCACCAGCCGAUGAUGGUAAACGCCGCUGCCGCCAGUGACGACAGCCACCAGCAUCAUCACCAGCACCGGCAGCAAGGAAGCAGGGAGCACAAGCCAGCACUCUCUACGAAACCCCUGGAACUACGAGGUGACGCCCAUAUGCUGCACAAGCCAAUCAAAACAGAACAUCCCAGCGAGCACACUCGCGAGUCGCACAGCAGCCUUGAGAUGACGUCGUCAGUCAUCAGGAUAUCGCACGAGUACGAGGGAAAUAACCCAUCAGUCAUUGUGCACUCGGGCACGAAGCAUCCUCUGCCCGCUGACUCUCCUGACUCCCUGAAAAAGCGUCGCAUUCACCGGUGUGAUUUUGGAGGCUGCAAUAAGGUUUACACCAAGAGCUCCCACCUCAAAGCUCACCGCAGGACUCAUACUGGUGAGAAACCCUAUAAGUGCAUGUGGGAAGGUUGCACAUGGAAGUUCGCCCGUUCAGACGAGCUGACAAGACAUUUCCGCAAGCACACAGGAGUCAAACCGUUCCAGUGCCCCGACUGUGAACGCAGCUUCUCCCGCUCUGACCACCUGGCAUUACACAAGAAGCGCCACCUCCUGGUGUGAGGCGGUACUGCCGGUGCUGUUAACUGAAUGCAGCUCAACUUGAAAGAACCUCGGUGCUGGUUUCAGCGUGGGACUCUACCACUUUGACUUGGGAGUUGAUCUUCGGUCUCUGACAGGGAGAUGGGAAAAUGUUCCUCAGGGUGUAGUUUAAGGCCCUUUGAACUCACUAGUUUGAAUAUGAACUGUCACAUCCCGCAUCCUCCUCCCCUUCUUUUUCUCCAGCGCCUUAACCUCUCUGCUAGUUUCAUCAGCUGAUCUUUACGAUCAAAAUGUUGUCUUGCAAAAAGUGCAAAGACACUUACUGAACAGGAGCUCGGGCAUCUCAGCUGGCCUGAGAAUGCUUGCUCUUGUGGCUGAAGAACUGAGCAACACCCGCACUAAUAAAAUACAAACAUGCUCAACCCCCCCCGGCAAAUUAUAAGAGCUGAUUUUUCUGCAUGUAUUUUUCUUGAUGUAUAAAGCCGUCACACUUAUAUGUCAAAGACCGUGGACAUGGUUUCUUGCUAGCUAGGCUAAUAUAAUGUGAAAAUCCCUUGUUUUCUGAAUAAGGGAACAAUUCAGAAUGUAUAUAUUCAUAACACAGCUAACGCCAACUUCUCCAUCACCAUAUCAGGCCACACACCUCAUCUGCCUCUCAAGCGUACACCAUGAAGUGUCUUAAAAGGCGGCUGGCUAACGCUCUCUCUCUUAUCGUACACGUGCACAGUUAACCGCACACAAAGCAGAAACAUGCACUUAAUAAAAGCAGCUCAGCCUCAGUCUUCUGUGCUUUUGCUAUUCGGGUUGAAAGGCGACAUUGGGUCUGAUCAAUUGUCAGAGUGAAGUUUUCUUUUCAUUUCAGAAAUGUGAAAGUUUCUGCACAGGGGCAUUUGUUGUAGAGCGAGGAAAUGUUUGUUUAAAGGCAUAAGCAAUUAAAUAUUUUUUGUUUUACCGUGUUCCUAUAUAUAAACGCUAUGUAUCUAAUUUGUUAUUUGUGAUGUAUCACCGGUGGCCUGUUCUAUUUUAUGACACUUUUAAUACUGGGGAAACCGAAGUGCAAAAAGUGAACCGUUAUUUUUUUAUUUUCAGGAGUUGUAUUCCAGCCUGCUGUACAGAAUGUCUGUUUUCAGCUUAAACGCCAUUUAUUUUUCAGUACUCAAUAUUACCGUGUGACUCUAACAGAAUAUCAUAAGUAUAAGUACACUUCUGCUACAGAACUCUUUAAAGGGAUCAGGUUGUGCCAAAACACAUUUAAAAAAGAAAACAAAAACAAAAUUAUAUCUUUAAUAGUUGGAGAUUUGUGAUAAACAUCCU
Molecule: messenger RNA, 2656 nt
Organism: Thalassophryne amazonica
Lineage: Eukaryota; Metazoa; Chordata; Actinopteri; Batrachoidiformes; Batrachoididae
Gene: klf3
Product: Kruppel-like factor 3 (basic)
Exons: 6
Coding region: 236-1363 (375 amino acids)
Biological process (GO): regulation of transcription by RNA polymerase II
Molecular function (GO): RNA polymerase II cis-regulatory region sequence-specific DNA binding; DNA-binding transcription factor activity, RNA polymerase II-specific
Source: RefSeq, a predicted model, not a curated record